This is a messenger RNA of Akanthomyces muscarius, 2925 nucleotides long. RefSeq lists its product as uncharacterized. Bases 1 to 2925 code for a protein of 974 amino acids. NCBI's taxonomy places the organism in Eukaryota, Fungi, Ascomycota, Sordariomycetes, Hypocreales, Cordycipitaceae. Gene Ontology annotation, biological process: vesicle-mediated transport; intracellular protein transport; organelle fusion. Gene Ontology annotation, molecular function: protein binding; protein-macromolecule adaptor activity. The record is from RefSeq and is a predicted model, not a curated record. Gene Ontology annotation, cellular component: HOPS complex; endosome. The transcript has 7 exons.
AUGGCCAUCUCGUGGAAGUCGUUUGACUUCUUCGACGUCUCUCUGGUGGCGCCUCCUGAAGCCGAGGCAACCCAACUAUUCGAGGGCAACGAUGUUUCGAGCGUUUGCGCCGGCUCGGACAGCCUCUUCAUAGGAUCCGGUGAUGGCUCCGUCAGCAUCCUCGGCAAGAACUGGAAGGUGGUGAACAAAUUCCAGGCGCAUGACGCAGGACAGGUCACGCAGAUGCGCCAAGUUGAAGGAACCAGUGUACUCGUCACGGUCGCAGAAGACUUGAGCAACGAGCCGGUUCUCAAAGCUUGGGCUCUUGAUAAGCUCGUCAAGAAGACGAACAUGCCUACUUGCCUGAGUACGAUCACCAUCAGCAAUGGCAGGCGACAGUUUCCAAUAUCUGCCUUUGCUGCGCUCGACGACCUCUCCCAAAUUGCGGUCGGCUUCGCAAAUGGAGCCGUCACCGUAAUUCGCGGCGAUCUGAUUCACGACCUCGGAACGAAACAGCGAAUAGUAUAUGAAUCGGAAGAGCCAGUUACCGGGGUGCAACUUAUGGAAGACGAAAAACUUACAACCCUCUUUGUAUCAACGACGUCUAGGAUACUCAAGCUGGGCUUGUCAAAGAGAGGCCAAGGACUUCCACCGAAGACCGUCGAAGAUAGUGGCUGUGCAGUUGGCUGCAUGACUCUGGAUCCUGUCACUGGCGAUAUUGUGGUUGCGAGAGAUGACGCCAUCUACACGUACAAUAUGGAUGGACGAGGCCCUCCAAAGGUGUAUGAAUCACCAAAGAAGAUGAUUGCUGUGCAUCAGGACUAUAUGGCACUGGCUUGCCCGCCGGCUUCGAGCUAUGAGCCAGAUUCUAUACGACGCCGAUUUACGAAUGGAGCAGAUGGGUUAUUUGACUCUUCCACGUUUGUGCUUCUCGAACCUGAUUUGCGCAUUAUUGCCCAUACAGAGACUCUUAUUUCGCCAGUCAAGUUCAUUUUUGAGGUCUGGGGAGAUAUUUUUACAGUGACAGAGCAAGGAAAGGCCUACCGGUACCAUGAGAAGCCACUCCAGCAACGACUGGAUAUGAUUUACCAGCGGAACAUGUUCCCUCUAGCUUUAGAACUCGCACGCAAUUCUGGAAUGGACAACAAGGAGCAAAGUGCUAUUUACCGUAAAUUCGGUGACCAUCUUUACCAAAAAGCCGACUACGACGGCUCAAUGAACCAAUACAUUCGAGCAAUUGACACGACAGAGCCCUCGCAAGUCAUAAGAAAGUUUCUCGAUACACAACGAAUACAUAACCUGAUCAAGUAUCUCGAGGAGCUUCAUGACCAUAGAAAGGCAACGGCAGAUCAUACUACGUUGUUGCUGAAUUGCUAUGCCAAGCUCAAAGAUAAAGAGAAGCUGGAGAAGUUUAUAGAAUCUCCUGGUGACCUCAAAUUUGACCUUGACACGGCAAUUUCGAUGUGCAGACAGGGAGGCUACUACGAACAGGCAGCUUAUUUGGCCAAAAAGCACGGUGAAACAGAACUGGUGGUCGAUAUUUUGAUCGAGGAUUCCAAGAAUUACGCCGGUGCGCUCGAGUACAUUUGGCACCAGGAUCCAGCCAUUGCGUACCCUUGUUUGCGGAAGUAUGCUCGAGUCCUCAUUGAGCAUUGCCCGCAACAAGCGACCAAACUAUUUAGCGACUAUUAUACUGGCCGAUACAGGCCGAAGCGAACGCCCAUAGCAGUCGUUGAAAGCGCCGCCCACUCCUCGAACACGUUUACAUCUGGCGCUGCCAGUGCCGUGCAAAACCUCUCAAACCUUUUUGCGCUGCCGUAUAUUAGCCCGGCCUCAGUGACGGGCACACCUGGCAGUGCCAUGCCGACUGUGGAGGGCCUUCCACUCGAUGAAGACGAUUAUCCACCUCCUAAAUACACGCCACCGGAGCCACGGACUGCCUUCUCGUCAUUUAUCGACCAUGCAGACGAAUUCAUCGUUUUUCUGGAAGCGUGCCUAGAAGAAAGCAAUAUUCGGACGUCAGACCAAACAGACUUGUAUACAACCUUGUUCGAGAUGUACCUGUACAAGGCUGGCGAGAAAAAGGGCCUGCGCCGAGAGGAGUGGGAGGCAAAAGCAAAGAAGCUAAUUGAAGGCGAGCAUGUGCCCAUGGAAAGCUCUAAUGUCUUGCUACUAUCGCACCUGUCGAAUUUCAAGGACGGCACCGUGCUGGUCAAAGAGCAAGCCGGGCUCUUGUCAGAUAUAUUCCGAUCAUAUACAUCGGCGCGAGACACCCAAGGAGCGAUGAAAGCGCUGCGAAAGUAUGGGCCCGACGAGCCACAGCUGUACCCUGCGGCUCUGGCGUACCUGACUUCUGAUCCCAAGAUUCUGGAAGAAGCGGGACAAGAUGAACUUGCAGGCAUCUUGGCCAAGAUUGACAAGGACGGCUUGAUGGCUCCGUUGCAAGUCAUUCAAACAUUAGUUGGCCAGUCUGCUGGUGGCGGCUUUGCGACAAUGGGCAUGGUUAAGCCAUAUCUGCAAGAAACAAUUACUCGCGAGCGCAGGCAGAUUUCGAGCAACCGCCACAGAAUAAAAACGUUGCGUACUGAUACCGAAAAGCGACGAGUUGAGAUUGAAGAACUCAACUCGAAGCCGGCUAUAUUCCAGGCGACUCGCUGCACGGAAUGUGGCCAAGGCUUGGACUUGCCGACCGUGCACUUUCUAUGCAAGCAUAGCUUCCACGAACGAUGUCUCCGGAGUGGUACGGAGGAGGACGCUGAAUGUCCCAAGUGCGCGACUAAUAAUGAUAUGAUCCGCAAGAUUCGACGAGGCCAACAAGAGGAAGUGGAUAAACACGAACUCUUCAAAUCUGCUUUGGACCGAAGCGAGGACAAGUUUGGGACUAUUGCGGAGUGGUACUCGCAUGGGGUGAUGGAUGCGUCUCAAAACGCCGAGCAUGUCCCUUAG